Messenger RNA from Cladophialophora psammophila CBS 110553, 807 nucleotides. RefSeq lists its product as uncharacterized. The transcript is spliced from 2 exons. The record is from RefSeq and is a predicted model, not a curated record. Lineage: Eukaryota; Fungi; Ascomycota; Eurotiomycetes; Chaetothyriales; Herpotrichiellaceae. The coding region runs from base 1 to 807 and encodes 268 amino acids.
AUGUCAAACCCUUCGAUCAUCUUUAUCCCUGGCUCUUACGUUCUAUUGCCGGUCUAUCAACCACUCUUUGAUGCCGUCUCUGAGGCAGGCUACGAGAUCAAAGGCAUCCAUCCGCCUACCGUCGGACUAAGCAGCCGACAAGGCAGAGAGAGCCCGGCACCUUCCAUGUACGACGAUGCGGCGGUGAUUGCACAGGCAGCUGAGAAACUUGCCGACCAGGGCAAAGACGUGAUUCUUAUGGGCCACUCGUAUGCUGGUAUCCCGAUGUCCCAAAGCACAAAGGGACUGGGAAAGGAGGAGAGGAGGGCGCAAGGAAAACCCGGAGGGAUCGUCCAGCUCGCUUUCAUAUCCUGCCUUGUCCCUGCAAUUGGAAGCUCUGCUGCUUCUCUAUUGGGUAGGUUCCCGAACGAGAAAAGGCCCUUGGUGUCCAUUGACGAAGAUGGGUGGAUGUUAAUGGAGGAUCCAGAGGCGACCGCUAGAAUGAUUUGUCAAGAGCUGCCUCCUAAGGAGGGCGAGGCUAUUGUCACAGGCUUUGCAAAGCAUUCUGCGCAGAGUUUCGGCAACCAGCUAACACACGCUGGAUACAAGGACAUUCCAGUCUCAUACUUAUUGUGUGAGGAAGACUUGGCGGGCCCUCCUGAUUUUCAAAGAGAAAUGAUCGCUAUGAUUGCUGAAGCGAGUGGUCGGAAGGUUGAUGUCACAAGUAUCAAGGCGGGCCAUUGCCCCAAUUUGACCGCAAAGGAUGAGACAAUCGAAUGGGUUCUGAAUGUUGUUAGGAAGGCAGAAGAGAGCCGGCCAACUGUUUAA